Messenger RNA from Corticium candelabrum, 1297 nucleotides. RefSeq lists its product as uncharacterized. The record is from RefSeq and is a predicted model, not a curated record. NCBI's taxonomy places the organism in Eukaryota, Metazoa, Porifera, Homoscleromorpha, Homosclerophorida, Plakinidae. The transcript is spliced from 3 exons. The coding region runs from base 91 to 1125 and encodes 344 amino acids.
GACGACUCAGUUGUGACUGCACCAACCCUACAGUCGCACUCGCACACCGAUGCGCGACGUCACCAACCCAACAGCAGCAGCACAGCCUCGAUGGCAUCACAAGAGACAAGAGAGAAAUGCCUCCGCUGGCUGCAGGACGUCCCACCUCCACAACAAUGCACAAGGCGUGCAGCCGUGACAAUUUCUGAUUCUCUUCUAACUCUUGAGGAUACUGAGCAUGAAGCCGAUGUCUCCGACGAUGCCUACUCUCCAGAAUUUGACCACAAAACCUUCACCUAUCCACCAGACAGAUACAGUCACGACCGUCGUAAAAGCCAAAACUCAUUCUGGGAAGCCAAACUCCGUAGCCAUAAAUCAACGGGCCAUCUGAAUGCAAAGCCAAGCCAAAAUCAAUUGACAAGCACAUCGCAAAACAAUGAAUCAGUCGUUGCUACCAAAGAGAAAGCAGCAACAUUGAGUGUAAGUCAAAGACGAAAAACACUUUCAGACUAUGGAUCACCUCAAACAUGCAGCAGACAAACAGACGGUGGCAGUACUGGUAGCAUGCCCAGCAUGAUGGCUGUUGGAGCAACAGACAGUCUACGAUUACGAUUGCCUGUAAUUGAUUUGUCAAAAAGUUGGAGCAUCACAGGCAAACAGAAGCUUAACCAAGAGAAACACUUGUUGACAAGGAAACCUACGAUGUCAACGUCUUCACUGCAGUAUCACAAUACAGAGACAUCGGAUUUGUGGUGGAAAACAGGCCUUCGUAUUGAAGGGUUUGCCAUAACAGCCGAGCAUCGGAAUCAUGCACAGGAACAGCCGUUGAGCAUCAAAAGAAAGUUUCGCAAGAAGAGUGAAGAGUCAGUCAUAGUUGUAGGUGUCAGACCACCUGAUUGCUCAACAGCUGAACCAAAUGGUGACAAAAUCAGUUUGUCAUCCAGUGUUGAUGGUUUAGCACCUGCACCUGCACAUCAGUGUGCACAUGUACAAAAGCAUACGCAUUCCAUAUUAGGAAGAAGACAGAUAUCAACCGGGUUGAUGCAAAGACAGUCGAGAUCCGUUGGCAAUCUCAUGGACACCAACCAGAGACAGAACAAUACAUCAGUUUCUAGUGUAACAAGACGACUGCAUACUGUACUGUAACGUAAUGCAGGAUCAAGAUGUUUAUUGUCUUUAUUAAUUAAUAAUUAUAUUGAGAUUAAGAAAAAUGUUAAUUAUUUUUAAAGAGGUCAUGACAUGAUUGUCGACUGUAGACAAGUAUUAGACUUUUAUUGCAAGAAUGUGUUGUGUUUAAUAUCAAUAAAUAAACGAUGAU